UCUUACAUAAUCAUAUCAUAUUGAAUUUUAUUAUUUUCCCCUUGUAAAUGUAAUUUCUUUUUCAUUUGUGAACAGGUUAUUGUGAUGCCGCGAAAAAUAUUGUUAAUGGAUCAGUUCAAAUGAUUCAGUGGAGUGGCUGGGGUCAAGUGGGAUGAUUCGAUAGAUGGCAUGCAGGGGGAACAUCAAAUCAUGCAAAAAGGGAAAGACAGGAAGCAAUGUUAUCAAAAAAAAAAAAAAAAAGACAGGAAGCAGGAGAAAGGGAGGCACAAGAAGAAAAUCAAAUCGAAUGGACCCUGACGUUGCUCGUUGGUCGUUGGAGUUCCUUCUUCGGAACACAGCCACAGACACUACCCUAAUCAAGAAAAUCAUUUCUAGAAUCCCAGUUUCAGACACCGAUUCUCGCUUCAAGAAAACCCUUCUCCUGAGAACCCUUCAAGACAACUUGUCCACAGCCUCUAUUUCAGAAUCCAUGCUUGAAACUCUCGAGCUCCUCGAGGAACUCUAUCGUUGCGACGGCUCUCCAAUCAACGCUGCCAUGAACGCCGCCUAUUGCGCGGUUGCCGUGGAAUGUACCCUCAAGUACUUGGAACUGGACCCAGCCUACCUCAACGCUGUCGAGAGGAUAUGGCGGGGUAGGGUUCGUUACAUGGAGGCAUCGGCCUCAGGUGACGGAAGCCUUUUGUUCUCAGAGGAGUUGAAGAGGUGGAGAAGUGAGAUUGAGGCUUCGCUAUUGGACUCGGAAGUGAUGGAGAGGUUGGGCAGCAUGAAUACCAGAAGAGACGCCAUUCACAAGCUUAAGGUUUUUUUGGGCGAAGCAUGGGCAAAUAUGGGUCCUCCUUUUCUUGAGUUAGCAACGUGUUUGUGUUUGCCCCCAGAGCACAGAUUAACAGGGAAUUUGAGUUGCCAGAGGACUGGUGCUGCUUCUAUUGACACUCAGACGACCGAGUUUGAUGGACAUCAAGAGAAAGUGUCUCCAAUGGAAAUUCAGAAGGACAGUAAGCUGCUUAAAGGCAAGUGUACUGCUACUGGUGGUGCUGAGGAAGUGGAUCCAUCAACUAGUAUCAAAACUGUCUCUAUGCUGAGCCAUGAAGUCCAAAAGCAUGGGAAAUCCCAUGAAUGUAGUCCUUUGGAGUUGCAUAUGUCUGACAUUGUAAGAUCUGAAUUGGCAAUGAAAGACAUGAAUAAGGAGCCACCUAUUGAAAAUCAGAAUAGAGAUGCAGAUGUACCUGAUCCACAUGCUUGCCAGAGUAUUAAUGAAAGAGAUGCUAAGCUUAAUGAGACCACCUCUGUCUAUCGGAGUGAUGUUGAUCACCCAAGCUUGAUGGAACGAAAUAGUACGGCUCGUGUUUAUGAGUGGGAUGAUUCGAUAGAUGGCAUGCAGGGGGGAACAUCAAAUCAUGCAAGUAGAUUUAAUUUGCCUAGCCCAAAGAAGAAGAAUUUUUCUCCAUUGAAGAAGUAUGAACCAGCAAACAUUACAAAAAGGAGAAAACAAAAAAAGUGGAGUCAAUUGGAAGAGGAGACUCUAAGGACUGCGGUAAACAAUUUUGGCAGGGGAAACUGGAAAUUAAUCUUAAAUUCUCACAGAGAUAUAUUUGAAGAGAGAACUGAGGUUGAUUUGAAGGACAAGUGGAGAAACAUGACACGUUAUGGAGGCAAAUGAAUUGUUUAAAGAUGCAUACCUCUUGAAUACUUCAGAGAUAAAUAGAAACAUAAAAAGAAAAAAAGUGCAGUUAACUUGGUACACAUAAAGAGUCAUGAAGGGGGACUUGUUGGCAGCAAAUAGCAGUUGCUUGGGGGAAGGCAGGCCAUGUUUCAUUUCGUGAC
Messenger RNA from Gastrolobium bilobum, 1824 nucleotides. RefSeq lists its product as uncharacterized. Lineage: Eukaryota; Viridiplantae; Streptophyta; Magnoliopsida; Fabales; Fabaceae. The transcript has 8 exons. Bases 164 to 1660 code for a protein of 498 amino acids. The record is from RefSeq and is a predicted model, not a curated record.